AUGGCUGCUGCUGAAAACGUGUUGGCGGUUUGGAUUGAUGGAUUGUAUCUGGGACCAAACGAAUCUGUUUUAAUACCACUAAAUAUCUUCGACUUGUGCAAGCGCGUGAUGGACCCGGGCCAUGACAAUCUUGGAGAAUCUAUGCUCUUUCAUUUUUGCGUACAAUCAAAUGUGAAUCCGACGGGCUUGACCGUAGACAACAAUGGUCCUCAGCAAGUCAGUGGCCGUUACCUGUUUCGUCUUUGUUUGAAAGUUGCGCUCAAUAAUGCCUUUGUCGAAGGUACUCCGGCUGGUGGAAACACUGAACGCCAAGUUCAGCUGCUUGUUGACUGGCAUGAUGAUGGCUUUCAUUAUGCUGGCCCAGUGCCGGCAGCUGAUUCACGACCUGUGAGGCAGUACCUUCCUGUUGGCAACCGUAACAACAUCCACAACCAAACUGUGAAAAAUGCGAUUUUGAACUUUCGUCGAGUUUUAUACUGA
Messenger RNA from Rotaria socialis, 480 nucleotides. NCBI's taxonomy places the organism in Eukaryota, Metazoa, Rotifera, Eurotatoria, Philodinida, Philodinidae. The record is from the annotation of a GenBank genome assembly.